UAAAAACGUUUGACGUCAGUAUAACAACAACCUGUCAUGACAGCUCGAAGAAAGAAAUCUCCAGAACAAUAUUUUAUAUGAGCACCUAUACAGCCACAUCCACCUGAAUGUGAGAUUCACCCUAAAAGUCUGUGUGCGAUCCAGGGCGGGCAGGACAUUCCGACACCUGCCACCUAGCCAGCCGGAGAGACGGGGAACAGGAUUGGGAAGCAGGGCGAGGCGGGCCCCGCGGAGCCGGUGGAGAAGAUGGCCGGCAGCCCCGAGAAGAGCUCCACCGCGCAGGAGCUGAAGGAGCAGGGGAACCGGCUGUUCCUCUGCCGCAAGUACCAGGAGGCUGCUUCCUGCUACAGCAGAGCCAUCAACCGUAAUCCGUCGGUGGCGGUGUACUACACCAACCGGGCGCUCUGCCACGUGAAGCUGCAGCAGUACGACAAAGCUCUGGCAGACUGCAAGCACGCGCUGGAGCUGGACAGUCAGUCGGUCAAGGCUCACUUCUUCCUGGGCCAGUGUCACCUGGAGCUGGAGAACUACGACGAGGCCAUCGGCAACCUGCAGAAAGCUUAUAACCUGGCAAAAGAGCAGAGGCUGAAUUUCGGAGAUGACAUCCCGAGCGCGCUGCGCAUCGCCAAGAAGAAACGCUGGAACAGCAUCGAGGAGAAGCGCAUCAACCAGGAGAACGAGCUUCACGCCUACCUGACCAAACUCAUUCUGGCCGAGAAGGAGCGAGAACUUGAAGAAUACAAAGAGAAACAGGAUGACAAUCAAAAUGGAGGCGAUGCUGGUAAAAUUUCAUCUAAACAUGAGAAAUAUUUAAUGGAGAUGGAAGAGCUUUUCUCUCAGGUGGAUGAGAAAAGAAAAAAGCGAGAGAUUCCAGAUUACCUUUGUGGAAAGAUCAGCUUUGAGCUGAUGAGGGAGCCGUGCAUCACGCCCAGCGGCAUCACCUACGACCGCAAAGACAUCGAGGAGCAUCUGCAGCGGGUGGGCCACUUCGACCCCGUCACCCGGAGCCCCCUGACCCAGGACCAGCUGAUCCCCAACCUGGCCAUGAAGGAAGUGAUCGACGCCUUCAUCCAGGAGAACGGCUGGGUGGAGGACUACUGAAGAGCCCGGCCCGUUUCCCCGUUCAGUUCGACGCUCAGAGCCUGGACGACACCAGACUGUAGAGAAGCAGAACAGCCUCACUGCAGACCACAAACCGGAGAAUCAUUUCUUCUUCUGCAGUAAAUCUUCUCUCUCUGGCUCUGACGCUCAGUGUUAGCUGCCCGCUGCUCCCUUUAAGUUCACUCUUUUCCUCUUCAUCCUCCUCUUCAUCACGUUGUUUUUGGGUCUCAGAUCGGGCGACCAGAUCGCGCUCAGGUUUCUGUUGCGCGCCGCCUGCUUUCUCUCGUUCUCUGAAAGCGCCGCAGUCCAGUGUUUCCACCGAUUAUCAACACAGAGGAAGCAAUCAGACUUUUUUCCAUAAAGACGGAGUUUUAUUUUAGCCAAGUAUAUUUUAUGUAAUUCUUCAUGAAAAACGGACCAUCAGUCACUAAAAUGCCAAAAAGCUGUUGACUCAAAGGAAAAGGGAGCAAGUACCCCUUUCUUCCUGCAGGUGGCGCCUCUUACACACCUGUCCCCGUCACUUUACUGUAAAAAACGUCGAGUAGAUUUAAGUAGAUCUCUUCUCCUUUGCAUAUCAAUCACACCCCGAUGCAGACAAUUAAGAUAAGUUGAAUGUAUGGUUUCUAUAUUUCUUUUUUUAUCAGAACAGUUUAAGGUUUCGGGAAAAACCUCAAACUGGGAGCAGAAGAUGAAUUGCUGCAUUAAAAUAAAACAUUUCCACGUUGCUGGAUAUGAGAUGAAACGCCUAAAUGUUUAAACCUGAGAGACAUUCAGCUGUUGCUGCUCUGUCUGUUCCCAGAAGAUGUUUCUGGACGCUAACAUGAGGAGGAUCGCAUCAAGCAUGAAGUGCAUUUCCUUGAACUAGGACAAAUCUUUUCCCUGUCAGAAAGGACUUGAGGUUCAGAUGCACCACUGACCCAACGUCUGCCACUUAAAAUAAUAAAUAAAAACAUGCUGGAAGGGUUAGAACAUCUUUAUCCAUACCUCAGUCCAAGUGUUUGCUGGAUUUACAGCAUUUCUUGUAAUAAAACUGCAAAUACAGAAAAUAGUUUUGGUUUAGUUUUUAUUGCAAAUGUCUUGGUAGACAUAAAAUAAGACAAAACUAACUAAUAAGUCACUUUUCAGCAACAUGUAAGAGCUUUUGUUUAGUAAAUAAUCCCUUGAUAUUGAUAGAAAUGUUAAUUAAAAUUUAUCUGGCAGAUUGUUUUAAUUAUAAUAAAACAUUUUUUCAUGUUAUAAUUCAAAUAAUCCAGCAGAACUAGAAAUAUUUCAUCAGUAUUAAAGAAUCAUUGACUCAACAAGCUCUUAUUUCUUGCUAAAACGUUACUGAUCAGUUAGUUUUGUCUUAUUUGAAAUGUACUAAUAUAUUUGCACUAAAACUAGGCAAACAGCCUUGGUUAUGUUUUGUGUUUUUGCAGUGUAAGCAUCAUUGAUAAGUCGCUAACGUUUAUGCUCUCAUAAUCAUUUAGUUCCUUCAGUUGGUUUUUGGUCAAAUUAUUCUUUAUUCUCGGUGUGACCAGAUAAAUCAAACAUCCUUGAAAUGUAGUAAAUUAUUCCUUAUUGAUGAUGUUUACACUGCAAAACAAAAUCUAACCAAGUGUUUUUCCUAGUUUCUGGUGCAAAUAUCUCAGAACACUUGAAAUGAGACAAAACUAACUGUUCAACAAGAAAUAGCAUCUUUUUUUAAGUUAAUAAUUCUUUACUAAGAUGAAAACAUUCUAGUUUUAUUAGCAGAUUAUUUCACUUAUAGAACAAUAUCUUGUUAUAAGGGAAAUAAUCCACUAAUGAAACUUGAGCUUUUUCCUCCAUAUUAAAGAGUUACUGACUCAAAUCGAGCUCCUAUAUUUUGCUAAAAAGUUUAUUGUUUUGUCUUAUUUUAUGUGUCCUGAGAUAUUUGCAGCAGAAACUAAACAAAAAAUCUUUAGAUUUUGUGUUUCUGCAGUGAAUAAAAGGAGUUUUCAAUCCAGUGCUUGGUAGUUUACAGCUGAAUGUGUCUGGUGAGUUCGGUCGGCCGGCCGCUUUUUGUGCUGAGGUUCAGUUUUUGUACAUAAGUUGCUGGUGUUGCUCAGAUUUUAGUUUAUGAAAAGUUAGGAUUCUUUUCUUUGUCUGGAGAAAUCCUAGAAAUUAAUAAACUGUAUUAAAUGUAGAUAUGUUGAUAACAUGAA
Molecule: messenger RNA, 3266 nt
Organism: Xiphophorus maculatus (southern platyfish)
Lineage: Eukaryota; Metazoa; Chordata; Actinopteri; Cyprinodontiformes; Poeciliidae
Gene: stub1
Product: STIP1 homology and U-box containing protein 1
Exons: 8
Coding region: 247-1101 (284 amino acids)
Biological process (GO): positive regulation of proteolysis; protein quality control for misfolded or incompletely synthesized proteins; proteasome-mediated ubiquitin-dependent protein catabolic process
Cellular component (GO): Z disc; cytoplasm
Molecular function (GO): ubiquitin protein ligase activity; protein-folding chaperone binding
Source: RefSeq, a predicted model, not a curated record